AUGGUGAUAGUUAAGCGAGAUUUGAACGAAGCCUCGCCGUUGUUGAUACUGCGCCGGGGGUACCCGCAAGCAAACCGCCAACCCAGCGCUAAUCCGAACUGGUGGCAGGUCCAGCUGUUUUCUAGAAACUUCCAGCUGACCCACAGCAGCGGCAGACAGGAUUGGCUCAAUUUGGCCCACCAGCGUUUCCAUGGCAACCACCACCUGCUCUUCUUCAAUCGCGAACACACCUUCACCAACCCGUUGGACGCCUUCUUGACGCCUCCACGCAUCCACCUCAAGGCCCAAUCCGCAAUGGCCAUGCGGUUCUGUUUGAAUGACGCUGGUUUCCAGAUGCCGGACAACGGGCUCUUCGUGUUCACGACACUUGUCAAGGUCAAACUGUCAUGCAGUGUCCGGAUCGCCAGCUCCGGACACACGCGUGAUGAUGAAGUCACCUUCGACCACAUCGUCUUAAGCAGCAGCUUCGUGACGAGGGACGGCGAUCUGUUCUACGUGGGGCUCUUUUCUCAGACCGGGAGCCAGGCGUCUAUGAAGAGGCUGUUUCAAUCGAAGGGUCUCCUUACGGCGCCGUUGGCGGUUUGCGUCUUUCGCGACUCCGAUCUCACCGGCCUCCUCACCCGCCAUCAGACGGUGGCCGUCCACCUGACGUCGCGACCUGUCGAGGUCAACCACACCGUCGCGGGUCAAGGCGCGUCGCGUUUUGUGCUGCUCAACGACAGUGCCCACCUCAACUACGUGCAGUGCAGGAAUGUGGAGAAGCGCGCUGAUGAUCUGAGGGCUGCUAUUAAAGGUGUCUACCUGCCAACGCCCUGGACUCCGAUGGAUGGUGAACCACUGUCCUACCUUCAGACGAAACAGCGCUUCGUCGCAAUGCUUGUGGACACACCCGAUGGUAUUCCUGGGGUUUCGAGACGCCAACUCACUUCCAGUCGCGACGUCUGCAUUGUGUACCUUCUGACUGCAACUGGAAAACUCGCACUGAUGAUCUCCCAACGGGACGUCAAUAAAGGGAACACAGACGAACGCACUUUUGAAGACGGCUUCUACGCCGACGGCCUCAGACCGCUGUUCUCCCUCCAAUUGACACCCGCGUUUGUGCCGAGUCAAGUUGGGAUGGAGUUCUCUACGGCAACUUCUGCAUUACAGGCGAAUUCUCGAUUCGCUUCGGCUUCCUACCUUUACGUCGAAAAAGACUUCGAUUUCCAUAACACAGAGAUAUUCCGUUGGCGGACAGUGGACAUCGAGUGCCACGCGCUUCAGGAAAGUCCCUUGUCGAAUGCCUCGUCGACGUCGCUUCACGCAGUCCCAUUGAGCACGCAACACCCCCAGUACUUGUCCAUAAUUGUUGUUCUCUCCGUUAUGGCUGCCUGCUUCCUACUAGCGUGCGUCUGUCUGGCGUCGAUGGUGCUUAGAGCAAGACGGAUCCGCAAGCAGCGGCCUCCGAUUGGUCAGUUUGUCGUUGAUGACCUUGACAGUACCUUCAGACGCAACCUUCUGGGUUGUCAUGACGUGAUCGCGCUCAGCCAGGCCGUGGACGUCGCUGAAGGUCGUGGUGGUUGUGGUCAACCAUCGAAGCACCGACAUCCCAGUCUGUCCAGGGGUCCGUCUGAACCCGGCAAGGUCAUCGGCUUCGCCUCGGUGCCCCUAACAAUCGAUACUGUCACCGGUCAAAGUCCCCAGUUAAACAAUGACAUUGAUUUCGAUGUCUUCACCCUCGCUGAAUCGGCCAUUGUACACCACAAUUUGACUGAUGUCCGAUAG
Messenger RNA from Mesocestoides corti, 1764 nucleotides. The record is from the annotation of a GenBank genome assembly. Lineage: Eukaryota; Metazoa; Platyhelminthes; Cestoda; Cyclophyllidea; Mesocestoididae.